Messenger RNA from Anthostomella pinea, 1494 nucleotides. Lineage: Eukaryota; Fungi; Ascomycota; Sordariomycetes; Xylariales; Xylariaceae. The record is from the annotation of a GenBank genome assembly.
AUGGCUACAUCGUUAACUGACACACACAAGGCUUUCGAGAAUGCCUCGACCAACGUCGCCGCGGCGCAAAUGCGCAACUCCCUGACCGAGCUCGCCGAGACGGUGAAGGACCCAGAGGAGAAGAAGCUGUUCGAGACCGAGAUGGACAACUUCUUUUCGCUCUUCCGACGGUACCUGAACGACAAGGCCAAGGGCAACUCUGUUGAAUGGGAACGCAUCGCCCCUCCUGCUCAGGGCCAGGUUGUCGAUUACGAGGACCUCUCCAACUCGGAAUCCGUCGGCUUCCUCAACAAGCUCGCUGUGCUGAAGCUGAACGGUGGCUUGGGUACCUCGAUGGGUUGUGUCGGCCCCAAGUCGGUCAUCGAGGUCCGUGAUGGCAUGUCCUUCCUCGACAUGUCUGUUCGACAAGUCGAGUACCUGAACCGAACGUACGACACCAACGUCCCGUUCAUCCUCAUGAACUCUUUCAACACGAACGACGACACUGCCGCGAUUAUCAAGAAGUACGAAGGUCACAACGUCGAUAUCCUCACCUUCAACCAGUCUCGGUACCCCAGAAUCUACAAGGACUCGCUUCUACCCGUGCCCAAGAGCUUCGAUUCUAACAUCAACGAGUGGUACCCCCCUGGACACGGUGACGUUUUCGAGUCGCUCUACAACUCGGGCAUCCUAGACAAGCUCAUCGAGCGCGGUAUCGAGAUCAUCUUCUUGUCCAACGUCGACAACCUGGGCGCCGUGGUGGAUCUGCGCAUCCUGCAGCACAUGGUCGAGACGAAGUCCGAGUACGUCAUGGAGUUGACCAACAAGACCAAGGCCGAUGUCAAGGGUGGUACCAUCAUUGACUACGAGGGCUCCGUCCGCCUUCUGGAAAUCGCCCAGGUUCCCAAGGAGCACACCAACGAGUUCAAGUCGAUCAAGAAGUUCAAGUACUUCAACACCAACAACAUCUGGAUGAACGUCAAGGCCAUCAAGCGGGUUGUUGAGAACGACGAGCUUGAGAUGGAGAUCAUCCCCAACGGCAAGUCCAUCCCUGGUGACAAGAAGGGCGAGUCCGACAUCUCCAUCCUUCAGCUCGAGACUGCUGUCGGUGCUGCCAUUCGCCACUUCCACAACGCGCACGGUGUCAACGUCCCUCGACGCCGCUUCUUGCCCGUCAAGACUUGCUCCGACCUCAUGCUCGUCAAGUCUGACCUGUACGCCGUCAAGCACGGCCAGCUCCAAAUGAGCCCCAGCCGCUUCGGUGGCGCGCCGCUCAUCAAGCUCGGCAGCGACUUCAAGAAGGUGUCAGACUUCACCAAGCGCAUCUCGUCCAUUCCCAAGAUCAUUGAGCUGGACCACCUCACCAUCACGGGUAACGUCACCCUGCAUCGUGGCGUCACGCUCAAGGGCACUGUCAUCAUCGUGGCGACCGAGGGCUCUACAAUCGACAUCCCGCCGGGAUCGAUCCUGGAGAACGUGGUGGUCCAGGGUAGCUUGCGUCUGUUGGAGCAUUAG